Laccaria bicolor S238N-H82 is the source of this 228-nucleotide messenger RNA. RefSeq lists its product as uncharacterized. The record is from RefSeq and is a predicted model, not a curated record. The transcript is spliced from 2 exons. Lineage: Eukaryota; Fungi; Basidiomycota; Agaricomycetes; Agaricales; Hydnangiaceae. The coding region runs from base 1 to 228 and encodes 75 amino acids.
AUGACUACUGUGACAACACCUUUGAACGAGGGCGAUUUGAAGGUCCGAACUACCAACAACCCACUAAACCCACCCCCUCUCCGCCUCCCGGGUUCGAGUCGGGCCAUAGCUUCCCCGUUCAUUCUCUACAACAUGACGAUUCCUCUUCCAACUUUUUGGACGUUGAUGUGGGGAGGAGGAGCAGGGACACCAGCUUUGGUUCUACCUCCAAUCGAAACGGUAGGGUGA